AUGAUCUCUCUGGACAGAAAUCUCUCCGAGACAUGGACCGUCGUCAACGCCCCAGCUUCACAAUCCAGAAAUAAUGAGGACAGGGUUGAGUUCCUCAACUUCCAACUACAAAAGGUCGUCGACAAGAUACCGACAGGAGACUUCACGUCCCUAGAACCAACAGCAGCCCCACCACCAUGGCUUCAAUCUGGACUGAAACGGUUCUGCCGCCUUCGCGUGCACCACAUCAAGAUUCUCACUCAAAUCAGCACAUAUAUGUCAAUAAGAGAUCUCAUCUCAAACCGAGCCUCAGCUAACACUCUCGUGAGAGCAGCCGCAAAAUCGGUCGAUCUGCACUUGGAAAUGAUCAAUGCCGGUGAAAUCAACCCACUCCUGUUACCAACAGCAAUCAAACUGCUUCUCACAUCUCUGUCUAUAAUGAUGUUUGCGGUGUCAGAUUGCCCUGACGAGUACGCAUCGCUUUGUGUUCAACCUUUACAGUCCGCAGUCCAUAUUCUCAGUGACGCGCAGCGCUACGUCGAAGACCCGGAUCUGAAUAUUUGUGGUACUUUGCAUGUAUUAGAGAAGGUUAUCGACGCAAUUCAGAGGUCAUAUUUCCAGCGGUCGGCUCCUUUUAUUAGUCGCAACGGAGAUACUGGCAACAGCGUGGAUGAUAGGGAGAAUUUCUUUGAAGGGAAUGUGUUCGAGGAGCUUCCCACGCCGGAUUCAGAGUUUUUCUCUAUGAUAGGGAGUAUGACAGCGACGGGUAUAUUGCACGGAGAUAACUUAUUUGGUUAG
Molecule: messenger RNA, 777 nt
Organism: Aspergillus pseudoviridinutans
Lineage: Eukaryota; Fungi; Ascomycota; Eurotiomycetes; Eurotiales; Aspergillaceae
Exons: 1
Coding region: 1-777 (258 amino acids)
Source: RefSeq, a predicted model, not a curated record